Molecule: messenger RNA, 2232 nt
Organism: Puntigrus tetrazona (Sumatra barb)
Lineage: Eukaryota; Metazoa; Chordata; Actinopteri; Cypriniformes; Cyprinidae
Product: transducin-like enhancer protein 1
Exons: 6
Coding region: 1537-2217 (226 amino acids)
Biological process (GO): regulation of DNA-templated transcription; negative regulation of canonical Wnt signaling pathway
Cellular component (GO): transcription regulator complex; nucleus
Molecular function (GO): transcription corepressor activity
Source: RefSeq, a predicted model, not a curated record
UUUUAAAUACAUUUUUUAUUUUUAACUAUGCUAAAUUUGAUGUCGUUCCGAAUCUGUUGCCUGUAUGUUGUACCAGAUCCAUCAGGUGUUAAUUUCCCAUUGGAGCACAAAAAAAAGAGAUGUUUUCGCAGAUUCUUUGCACUGCCCUUUUCCAUGCAAUGAUAAAAACAAACCGAGCUCACUGUGACCAUGUCUGUCUAUGUAAGUGACGAUAGGCAGGCUUCCAUUACAGAUAUGUGCAAAACAGUAGAUAUUUUAGUAAUGCCGAUUAAAUAAAAAUAAAUAAAUUUCCAAUGGGCGUGUUUUCAGUAAAUUAUAAUCUGUGGAGUUUUAAAGGAUAAUGGAAACACGGCUAAUGUAUCUUUAAAAAGGUGUCAUGUAGACUUGCGUAUUCGCAAAGUCUUCUGAAACCAGAGUCUUUCCCUCGUGCAAAGCUACCGUUUCUCUUCAGAAGAUAAUUUUAGACAAAGACGGGAAUUUAAUAGAAGAAGGUGGUCGUUUCUAGGCUUUGGCGAUUGGUUAUAUGUUUGAAAGAGUGCAGAGAAACACUUUCAUAACUAGGCAGUGGAUGUGAAUAUCUGCUUGAAUAUCUGCAAAACAAAUUUAAAACAACUAAAGAACUUUUCCAUGUUAAGGAUGUGCGAUAUAGUUAGGCUAGUUCUCUUUACCCCAGUCGAAUACAUCUUUUUAGAUGCUUGCAUGAGUCACAUUUGUGUUCCUCUUGAUAGAACUGGGAAAAGUUAGUUGGUUAGGUGACUGUCGGCUGCUUUGUUUUUUAAAUAUUUGGACAAAAAAAUGUUGUGUGGAAAAGUGGACUGUGUAAAGUGAAAAUGUCGGGGGUUUUUGUGCUUUGAAAAAACAAAAACGGCAUAUAGGUUUGGAACCACAUUUUAUUUAUUUUUUUGUAUCCUUAGCACCCACUAGCACAAGGUGUAGUUACUUUUUUUGUGUUUGGGCAUCAGUUGACAUCCCACUUUGUGUUGUGAAGCAUUAACAGUCCUUCACAUUUGAUUUGCCGUAUUUUAUUCACUUUGGUGUUUUGCGUUUUGAUUUCCCUCAUGGCAGUCAUCAGCUUCAGAUAAUUUUUUUGGGGUGAUCAUUAGCGAAUGCUGCAGCAGCGCUGUUCCCUGAGCCCAUCCGGUAGAGCAGGUCGACUCCAGAGUGAUGGACUCCCUCACUCCCGGGACACUGGGAACGGGUCAUGAAUUCAUUCCCUUUGUAACUCUGGUGCAGAUCCAAGUCUUAACUGUGUUGUGUGUGUGUGUGUGUUUUUUUCCCCUCUCUCUCACUUUCCUCUCAUCUCUCUCUCCUCCUCCUCAUGCUCUUUUCAUUUCCUCUGGCUAUCUGUUUCUUCACUCCACUUCCAUCUCUGCCUCUGUGUCACUCUCUUUUAUCUUCCACACUCUCUUCUUUUUUUUCCUUCUCUCUCUGACCCCCCUCCCUCCCUUCAUCCCUCCAUCGUCCUCUUUCUCUUGUUCCCUCUAGCAACAGCUGCAGGCCCAGCACCUAUCCCAGCAUGCUGCCCAGGGGCUGCCCAUGGCCCCUCACCCCUCUGGCCUGCCUCACCCGGGACUGGCUCUGGGGGGCGGCUCUGGGCUCCUGGCCCUUUCCGGGGCCCUUGGGGCCCAGCUGGCCUCUAAAGACGAACGAGCCCACUUGGAGGCCGUGGCAGCGGCGGCCGCAGCCGAACACCACAGAGACUGGCCGCGGGGACGUUUACCUGCCCUUCCCAUGAUCCCCACAGACCGUGAACCUGGACCAAGUUCACUUUCUAACGGAGACAAAGGCAGGCCUUCAGACUACCUCAGCAAUGGAAAAAAGAGAAAAGCAGAUGAGAAGGAGUUUAUGACCGACUAUGGAAGCGACGCGGAGAAGAGCGAUGACAAUUUGGUGGUUGACGAGGACCCUUCUUCUCCAAGGAGUGUGCAGUCGUACUCCUCCAGAGAGAACGGAUUAGAUAAACUCCCUCCUUCCCGUAAGGAGCCUCUGCCCCAGGCCAGUCCGACCUCGCUGGCUUCCUCCAGCAGCGCUGCUUCCCCUUCACGCAGCAAGGAGCCUCCACCGAGAGAGAAGUCCAGCACUCCGGGGAUGAAGCCUGGCACGCCUAUGUCCCAGGAGUCGUCCACCCCGGGCCCUAGCGUUCCUCCGCAGUUCCGCCCCGUUCCUGGGAAGCCAGGCGUUGACCCUCUUGGUAAGAUCCUGUUAUCCUGUCUUUAGCGAUUGAAUUUUGUA